AUGGCUCAGUCACUGAGAGCGAGUUCCCGCCUCCUAGCUCGUAUGAGCUCAAGGUCUUUCCAAGCUCCCCGUCGAAGUUUUGCAGUCUCAUCGGUAGCCCGAAUGCCCGAUCUGAUUCAAGACCUUUAUUUGAAAGAAUUAAAGGCAUACAAGCCACCGCAACAAAAAGCAUCCGAUUCCGAAGGACAUGUCCAGAAAUUCAGUCCUCCUGCAGCUCCAAAAUCCCCCGAAGAGACGAACUUGGCCAGCGAUUUGAAGGCUUACGACGACCAGGUUGUUGAGGUGGAGGGACAGAGCUCAUCAGGAGAAACACAGGACGUGGUGGACGAUCUAUUUGAGGAGCCCGAACCCGAUGAUGUUCCCCAUCAUUAG
This is a messenger RNA of Exophiala bonariae, 372 nucleotides long. RefSeq lists its product as uncharacterized. Lineage: Eukaryota; Fungi; Ascomycota; Eurotiomycetes; Chaetothyriales; Herpotrichiellaceae. Gene Ontology annotation, molecular function: proton-transporting ATP synthase activity, rotational mechanism. The coding region runs from base 1 to 372 and encodes 123 amino acids. Gene Ontology annotation, biological process: proton motive force-driven ATP synthesis. The transcript is spliced from 3 exons. The record is from RefSeq and is a predicted model, not a curated record.